Molecule: messenger RNA, 2116 nt
Organism: Photinus pyralis (common eastern firefly)
Lineage: Eukaryota; Metazoa; Arthropoda; Insecta; Coleoptera; Lampyridae
Product: monocarboxylate transporter 7-like
Exons: 4
Coding region: 23-1936 (637 amino acids)
Biological process (GO): transmembrane transport; monocarboxylic acid transport
Molecular function (GO): monocarboxylic acid transmembrane transporter activity
Source: RefSeq, a predicted model, not a curated record
AUGACACGUCUAUAAUGCGUCAAUGUCAAAAGUGCACGUCCUUACAGUUUACAAAAUUAUGGGUCCACACGGAAGUACAGCUACGGGUCGCUAUAACUCACUGGCCUCUACUAUACAACUUGCCGAAGAACAAAUUCAAGAAUAUCCUUGUUGUGACGAAUCUGGAGUUUAUAUUGUCAUCCCACCCGACGGUGGAUGGGGAUGGGUAGUUGUAACGGCGGCGUUCUUCUCAUUUCUAAUAUCCGAUGGAAUAUUGUACACGUUCGGAAUAUUUAUAAACGAUAUGUCGGAAUACUUCCAAUGCCUCAAGAGCGAGGUAGUUCUGAUAGGGGCCAUUACAUCAAGCAUGUUCUGUUUCACAGGACCGUUUACUGCAGCGCUCGUCAACAAGUUCGGUUAUAAACGAAUAGCUGUACUGGGUAGUAUAAUAGCAAGCAUAUCGUGCUUUUUGACUGCCGAGUCUCCAUCUCUCCCACUUAUAUACUUGACAACGGGUCUCUUAGGGGGGACCGGAUUCGGCAUGAUGUACCUAACUGCAGUAAUUGCGGUGGGAUUUUACUUCGAGAAGUGGCGAGCUUUGGCGACAAGUAUGGCGAUGUGCGGGGCGGGAGUUGGUGGAUUUGCGCUGCCUAUGUUACUCGGGAUUAUGAUAGAGAAAAGUGGUUGGAGAUACACGUACCAAAUCGUAGGGUUCAUGAGUAUGCUGUGUAUCGUAUGCGCAUUUACGUUUAAGCCCAUAAAACCAACAAAAGUGUGUGUUGACAUUGCGGAGGAUAAUAAUCUAUCGGUUAUCCUGGAGGAAGGAAUGCAUGGUCGAUCUCACAACUUGGCGCAUCCGACUCUGUACCAAGUUCGUUCUCGAAUUCAUGCUUAUCCUGAUGACUCAUCCAACAUAACUACUUCCACUGUGACUAUUCUGAAUAAAGGAAAAUUUGAUGAAGAAAUUACUAGUGAAAUGAUAGUGGGCGGUACUUCCUAUGGUAGUAAUACAAAUAUUGCCUACGAAGAGCCCUCCUCAAAGAUCUGCCCUACAUGCAUUGUUAAUAAUCCAAUAACUCGAUGCCUCUGUAAGCCGAAACCAAUUGCUAAUCCGCUAGAAACAAUUGCGAGACCUAUGUAUCGAGAUGACAUCUUCUACUGUGCCUCUUUAGCGUUUCUGCCGGAAUACCAAAAAUAUACCGCCCCAGAAACCCCUACUCCAAAUCCAACCAACACUAAACGAUCCACAGUCAGAUACAGCAUGGCAGUUACUCGGGCAGUAACGCAAAGAGAAAUAACCGAAUCGAGACGCUACGUACUCUGCUCGGAGUCGAUCAAACGAACACUAGCGACAAUGCUCGAUUUUAAACUACUAAAAACCGUCUCCUUCGCCCUACUAACGGCAAAUUCAGUUUUGACCUCGAUGGGAUACUACACGCCCUACACUUUUAUCCAACACCGAUCCGAGCAGAAUGGAAUAUCGAAAGAUAUCGCCUUUUGGUUCGUACCAACCAUGGGCGUCGCGAAUACCAUUGGAAGGAUCUCGUGCGGAAUUAUUACGUCGUUCCCCGGAAUUUCAACGGUUCGAGUGAUGUACAUCAGUUUAUUCGCCGGUGGCCUGGCGACGACUGUUUCGGACGUUUCGUUUGAAGUAUGGGCUCAAUUUCUAUACUCCGUUGUAUACGGAUUCACAUUAGCUUGCUCGUCUGUCCUACGGUCGAUUGUAAUCGUCGACCUUCUCAGUUUGGACAAACUAACAAACGCUAUCGGGAUAUUGCUGAUGUUUCAAGGAAUGGCAUCCCUAAUCGGUAUGUACAUCGCGGGACUGUUAAGAGAUACCAGUGGAGAUUAUCAGAUGUCAUUCUACUUUGCCGGUGGAUGUGUCCUCGUUGGUAGUCUACUGCUGGUACCGAUCAAGAAGGUGGCGGAAUGGGAGAACCGAAAAUUGAAUCGUUAACCGUUAAUUUGUAAGCGAAGUAAAAUUUUUAGAGUCAUGUUGAUUGGCAAUAAACGAAAUUUGGCAACUGUACCUGAAUGACAACAAAAACAAUAUGCAGGUAAUACGUAGAAGAUGACCGGCGUUAUUAUGUGCGUUGUCAGCAAAAUUUACUAUCGCUAAAUAAAAGGGUUAAUAAUC